This is a messenger RNA of Daucus carota subsp. sativus, 2508 nucleotides long. RefSeq lists its product as uncharacterized. NCBI's taxonomy places the organism in Eukaryota, Viridiplantae, Streptophyta, Magnoliopsida, Apiales, Apiaceae. The record is from RefSeq and is a predicted model, not a curated record. The transcript has 13 exons. Bases 1 to 2292 code for a protein of 763 amino acids. Gene Ontology annotation, molecular function: cysteine-type peptidase activity. Gene Ontology annotation, biological process: proteolysis.
AUGAAUUUCAUGGAGUUCCUUCCCGAAAAGGUAAUAGCCAUGAAUGAAGAUAAUGGAACAUCAGGUUCUGGUUCAAUAAGCAGCAAAAAGAGGGGUCCUACGGUCUGCAAAAAACUGAAAAAAAGAAUUGCAAACCAGAAAUUAGAGUGUACUAUUAAUUUUGAUGAAUAUGGUCAGCCAUGUGGGGACAUGCUUAAAGAUUUUACCAUCUAUCUAGGAUCCGUUGUUCGUUUUCAAGUUGAUAUUAAUUUGGAGAGUUGGGAUGCAGUUAAUCAAGGAUUAAAAGAUGUAAUUUGGGAUGAUAUCAAGAGUCAUUGGAAGCUUGAUGAUUCACGAAAGAAGAUUGUGUUGGAGAAAGCAGCAAAGCAUUGGCGGGAUUUCAAGGGCAAGUUGACAAAGAAUUUCCUCCGAGCCGGAAAGGAUCCAUGUGAAGUUUAUCAUUUCAUCAGCCGAGAGCAAUGGGAAACAUACAAAAAGAGACGUGAAAGUGAGGAAUUUAAGGCAAUAAGUGAGAAGGCAAAACAAAGUCAGAAACAUAAUGAACAUGUGCAUUUUCUUGGGUCGAGUGGAUAUAGAGCAAAAAGGACUAAGUGGUGCAUUGAGGACCCCAUAGCUAAUCUAGAAAAUUUGGAAUCUCUUGACUCGUCAAUUUUAUCGAGUGAUCGUAGCAGUCGGAGUUAUGAUUGGGUUAGAGCACGUACAAAAAAGAAGGAGGACGGCAGUUAUUACAUCCCAAAUAGCCAGACAAAGGAAGUCUUUGAUAAAAUGGGAGAGUUGCAGAAGCAAGUUUCAGACGGAAGUUGGACACCACAGGGUCAUGAUGAUAUAUUAUCACGUGCACUUGGACGUAAGGAACAUGGAGGACGUGUUAGAGGUGUUGGUGGAGGAGCAAAAAUCAAAGAUGUCUUUGGAUCGGGAAAAAGCAAACAGAGUGGGGUCAUCUCAAUGGAUGAAUUGGCCACGAUCACACAAGAAAUCACAAAGAAAGUUCAGAAGGAGUGUGAUGAAAAGAUGGAGAUGAUGAACACAAAACUUCAUGGGAUCUUUCAGUACUUAAAACAGAUGGGCCUAUCACUCCCUGAGAAUAAUUUCAUGGAUGAUAUCGAAAACCCAAGUCCUGGAAUUGUUCGAAGCAGCUGCCAGUCAGUAGGAGGAGAAGAUCAUAUAUCAGAGUUGAUGACACCAACUCUUUGUCGGCUUUGCGUGCUGGAUAAGGUAAAAGGUAGAGUUGUUGUGGCUAGGGGCACUGUAUUCCCGUCGAACAAUGAAAGGGGUAACAUGAUCCAUAAUAAUCCAGUUGCCCCACAAAAUGUUAGAGUAUCUGUUGAUGAUGUUGUACCAGAAUAUCAACUGACUCCCCUUCCAGUGCCUUGUUCUGAACAUGAAACAAUAGGAAAUGCUGAGGGCAGUUUUGUGCAGUGGCCUAAGGAGCUCGUGAACUUAGGACAGGAUCCCGUAUCUUUGGAGAAGAAAAAAGGUCUUGAAAAAAGCCCGAAAAAUGUUGUCAGAAGGCUUGAGAGUAAAGGUUCAACUACUCCAAUAAAGAAAGGCUCGGGUGAUGAAAAUUCAACUCAAAAUUGUCGAUCCUUACGGUACUUGCUUGAGCAAUCUGGUUCAAAAGGUGCAACCUUUACUUUUCAAGAUGGAGGAAUUCCCAUUUAUGUGACAUAUGAAGAUGUUGAUCAAUUUCUGAAAAAGUGUUGGUUAAAUAUACCCAUCUUGGAAAUCUUUUCGAAGUACGGUGCGAAAUUAUGCAAAGAGCUGAACGAUGAUACAUUUGCAUUUAUGUCACCAUCUAGACUGGUGAUAAAUCACAAGCGUGACUAUAAACGUAUUGAUGAAGUCAUUCAGUAUAUGACAGAGUUUUUAGUUGCGAACAAAGAUAAGCGUUUUAUCUUUGCACCAUACAUCCAAGAUGAUCACUGGAUGUUGCUUAUGUUCAGUUUGGAAGAAAGUGUUAUUUAUGUGUUCGAUUCUUUGAGGAGGGAACGAGAUAUACGGUUGACGACACCAGCACGAACUGCAUUUAAACUGUAUGUACCACAAGGUGGAAGGAAAAAUAACAGGAAGGAAUUUCUUUGGUAUCAUACAGAUGUUCAGUGUCCUCAACAACUAGGAGGUACGGAGUGUGGAUUUUUUAUAAUGAGAUACAUGUAUGAAAUAAUCACGCUUUCUCAAAAAAAUCCUAACACUAACUGGAAAGAGGGUCUUGGUUCAAGGAGAUAUACGAAGAAGGAAAUUAAUGAGGUUCGAGAGUUGUGGGCUGAAUUUUUUACCGUUGAAUGUCUAUAAUCAGACGGACAGUCUAUGAAGGUCACUCCAAGUUUUGAGUGAAGAAAUGAAGAAAAGACUCAGACUGAUUGGUAGAUUUCAUAGAAUUUUUUAGUGUUUGUAUGUAGUAAGAAAAAGUUAGACUGAUUACUAGAAUUCAUAGACUCAGAUUGUAAUAUAAUUUCAAUAUACAUUUUGAUUGCUGUAAUGGAUGUGGAUUCCUAGCUAACUAAAUUU